AUGCCGUCCCGUCUGUUCUCGCGCGACUCGCCGCAAGCAGAGCAGCAGCUUCCCUUCACCAGCGACGCCGUCAACGAAGCCGACUUCGCCCACGAUGCCUCGCAUGCCGAGCAGGGCAGCCAGUCCCUCCCACGCCGGAUAAGAGGGAAUUCAAUCGCUGGGGGUCCUCUCUCUGGCUCCUACACGCGCAAUCCCAUCCGCUCCUUCGCGCAUCAGACCUCCCACGGGUUUGCCGGUACCUACCCCAAGCCUCAUCUAUGGGCAGCCACUGACUGCCGCGUAGAUACCCCUCAGUACUCGUCCCAAGGCGUGCGGGAGAGAAGCUCCCAAUUGGCCUCGUAUGCCCUCGAGGCCGAAGACUACCAGGACCGACCCCAGCGCCACAGCUUCGCUGACCCUGACACGUUCUCUGGGAGACAUGCCGGCAUACUGUCCGAUAACGACGAGGGGCGCGCCUCAAUAGACACGGGUCGCUGGACCGACACCAUCGAGGAGGACAGCGAGGCCGAGACGCCCGAUACCGUUAUCGGGCCACAACAGGCUGAUAAGGGCUUCUUCAGCCCCAAGCUGCCGGGAGCGACGUCACAGAGCGCGAAGAAGACACCAGGCAGCUCACACGUGCCGGGUGUAGUUGUCGAGGAUACCGAGCGCACGCCUCUGCUGCCCCAGACCAGACUAUCCCGCCCGGACCCGCAACAAAAGCAGAAGCCCUCCGAGAGCCACUCGUGGACGCCGCACUCCAAGUCGCGCCUGCCUCAACGCGUCAAACAGACCUUCGCUGCUGGACGGGGACACCUACUGGACGUGAGUGCGUCUCUAACCAACCCCAAGAACUACACCAAGGAUGCUCUCAUCUCGAGCGCUCUCAGCAGUGUUCAGAUCACGUCGGCCGUAUUCCUGGGAUUGCUUCUGAACCUCUUGGAUGCGCUGUCCUAUGGCUACAUCCUGUUCCCACUCGGUGCGCCCAUCUUUAGCAACACUGGCCCAGAUGGUAUCUCCAUCUUCUUCGUGAGCUGUAUCGUUUCCCAACUCUGCUACUCUCUGGGGCUUUCCGUCUUCAAAGGAGGCGUUGGAUCUGAGAUGAUCGAGGUCGUGCCCUUCUUCCACAAAAUGGCCUACUCCAUCAUGAACCAGAUGGAGGGAAAACCACCGGAGGCCAUCAUAGCUACUACCAUCGUUUCCUACUGUCUGAGUUCCAUUCUGACCGGUCUCAUCUUCCUCGCCCUCGGAGCCUUCAAGCUAGGCAACCUGGUCAGCUUCUUCCCCAGACACAUCCUGAUCGGCUGCAUCGGUGGUGUGGGCUUCUUCCUGGUUGUUACUGGAAUUGAGGUAUCCGCACGCCUCGAAGGUAACCUCAACUACGAUCUCGCUACCCUGCAGAAACUAUUCUCCGGUGACACCUGGUACCUAUGGACACUACCGCUUGCCCUUGCAAUCACGAUCAUGAUCCUCCGGCGUCUGUCCAAGAGCCCCUUCGUUCUACCCGCUUUCUUCAUUACCGUAUUUGCUGUCUUUUACAUCAUCGUCAAGGGCAUUAUGCACAAGGACCUUGAGCCUGUGCGCAACGCAGGUUGGAUCUUCGAGACGCCAGAAGCUGGUGUCAAGUUUUACAGAUUCUAUUCUUACUUCAAAUUCGGCAGCAUAGAUGGAGCGGCGCUUAUCAGCACUAUCCCCACCAUGUUCGCCCUUUCAUUCUUCGGCAUCAUCCACGUUCCCAUCAAUGUCCCCGCUCUUGGUGCCGCGGUGCGGGAGGACAACCUCGACGUCAACCGAGAGCUGAUUGCUCACGGCAUCUCGAACACCCUCUCUGGUUGCUUGGGUAGUAUCCAGAACUACCUCGUCUACGCCAACAGCGUCAUGUUCGUUGACAACGGCGGUAACAGCCGAACUGCAGGUAUCAUGCUCGCAUUUGCAACAACCGCCGUCUGGGUUGCGGGCCCGGCCAUGGUCGGCUACAUCCCGAUCUGCCUCGUCGGCGCACUCAUCUUCCUCCUGGGUAUUGAUCUCAUGAAAGAAGCUCUCUGGGAUACCUUUGGCAAAUGCCACAAGCUCGAAUACCUGACCAUCCUGGCUAUUGUACUCAUCAUGGGCGUACACGACUUCGUUGUUGGCAUCUUCGUCGGUAUCGUCCUUGCGUGCGUCAGCUACGUGGUGCAAAGCUCCCGUCAUUCAGCCAUCCGAGGAACAUACAGCGGCAUGAUCGCAGAGUCCACCGUUCGCCGCCCAAGAUCAGAUUCCCGUUAUCUCAACAAAGUCCGAGGUCAGAUCCGCGCCAUCAAGCUAGGCGGUUUCUUGUUCUUUGGCACUAUCGUAUCUGUGGAAGAGUACAUGCGAUCUUUGAUCGACGACGAUCAUUUCGAGAAGAACCCCAUCAGCUUCAUCAUCGUCGACUUUACGCACGUCUUGGACGUUGACUUUUCCAGUUCCGAAGGUUUCCAGCGCAUCAACCGUAUCCUGAACACCAAGAACGUCAAGAUGAUCAUCUCGGGAGUCUCUUUCGCUGAUCCAGUCGGUCGAGCCCUGCAGAACGUCGGUCUUCUGGACGAAGACGGCGACGAAGAGUGCCCUCCACCACAAGUCUUCGAAGACCUAAACACUGCGCUUGAGUCUUGCGAGAACGAGUUGCUAGAAGUCUUCCACAAGCACUGGAACCGCCACGCGACAAAGCCACAAACCACACCGCCAAUGAGCAUCUCCGGAUCCAAGGGCACAUCCCCCAACGAACCGAUCGCCACCGGUGGCACGCCCACAUCCUUCGGCGCCAGCUCUCUCAACCCCGUAUUCUCCUCGCCCCGACGCGGUGCCAGACUCAUCGCAGCUCGAUCUACCAUGCGCGAAAGCGGCGAAGACUCUCUUUCCAUUCCCGACACUACCUCGCUAAGCACCACCCAAACCACACAAGUCGCUCCCUCGCGCUGGCGCAACUUUGCCCAACCACUCAAGAUCAUCCUCCAGACUUUCGAAGAUGUCUCCACCAAGAACGAAGACUUCUGGCAAGCUGUCGCACCCUACUUCGAGCGCAAAGAAUACCCCGCCGGCACCGUCCUGUACUCGCGCGGAGACGACCCAGACGGCUUCUACAUCCUAGAGAAAGGUCGUCUGCGGACAGAAUACGAACUCGACCAAGGCAGCUUCUUUGAGGUGAUCCUGCCUGGUACUACAUGCGGCGAGCUGCCAUUCUUCUCCGAGACAGAUCGCACGGGCACAGUCGCGGCGGAGAACGACUCGGUGGCUUGGCUGCUUACGCGCGAGAAGUAUAAUGAGUUGGAGAGGAAGGACCAAGAGGUUGCUACCGAGUUGCUGAAGGUGGGACUGAAGUUGACCAAGGAGAGGAUGGAUGCUAUCACGAGUUAUGUGCUUGUUACUGCGUCGUAG
Molecule: messenger RNA, 3375 nt
Organism: Alternaria triticimaculans
Lineage: Eukaryota; Fungi; Ascomycota; Dothideomycetes; Pleosporales; Pleosporaceae
Exons: 2
Coding region: 1-3375 (1124 amino acids)
Cellular component (GO): membrane
Source: RefSeq, a predicted model, not a curated record